AUGACCCGGCACUCCAUACGCUCCCCAGCGUUAAAGAAACCUUGCCCCCGUGCCUUCACCUCCUGGAAGAAUCCCUUCUAUAACAAUGGCAAUGAGAGCGGCACUGGGAGACGUGAUCAGCAAGAUGAAAAAAUCAAGUGCUUUUAUUCAGUCUACGUUUCGGGGACGCAGCCCCUUCGUCAGGAUAAAUUAAAUGACAAUAAUCAGUGUUUAAAUACUCGUGCAAAUAGAGAUAGCCAGCGUUCCCACCUCUCCUCCUUCACUAUGAAACUGAAGGACAAGUUCCAUUCUCCCAAAAUCAUCAAACGAACUCCCUCCAAGAAAGGCAAGCCGGCCGACCUGACGGUAAAGACCGAGGAGAAACCGGUUAAUAAAACUCUCAGCCGCCUGGAGGAACAGGAAAAGGAGGUCGUCAAUGCCUUGCGGUACUUCAAGACCAUUGUAGACAAAAUGGCCGUAGACAAGAUGGUGCUUGUGAUGCUGCCGGGGUCGGCCAGCAAAGUACUGGAAGCUAUUCUGCCACUGGUUCAGGUGGAUACACACUCUCAGCAAAGCACUGCAAUCUCCUCCUGCUACAGCAGAGUGUACCAGUCUCUUGCCAAUCUCAUUCGCUGGUCUGAUCAGGUGAUGCUAGAAGGGGUGAACUCUGAGGAUAAGGAGGUGGUAACCACUGUGAGAGAGGUCAUAAAGGCGGUCCUGGACGGUGUUAAGGUGAGGAUUGACCACAUGUCCUCAAACAAAACAGGCCCCACGGGAAGAGACCAAAGUCGGAGAGAAAGUCGGACCCCGAUAUUGAGGCUGGAGACAAUGGCAAUGGGAGCAUUCUGGAAGAAGAACAGCGGGAAGAAGAAAAAGCAGAAGAAGAAACAGAAGCAAAAGAAGCAGCAGCAGAAGAAGAAGCAGCAGCAGCAGCAGAAGAAGAAGAAGAAGAAGCAGCAGCAGCACUUGGUGGAACUGACAGACGAAAUCCUGAAGCUGCUGAUGGAACUAGUAUUCCGGCUGGUGUGUAAAGGAGAGCUCAGCCUGGCUCACAUGCUGCGCAAGAACAUUCUGGAGAAAGUGGAUAACAAGAGGAUGCAGAGUCACUGCAACUCUGCUAUGAGACCACUCGCUGCCAGGGGGGUGGCCGCAAGGCCAGGAACUCUCCAUGACUUUCAUAGCCAUGAAAUUGCCGAACAACUUACUCUCCUGAAUGCAGAACUUUUCUACAAGAUUGAGAUCCCCGAGGUUUUGCUGUGGGCAAAAGAGCAAAACGAGGAGAAGAGCCCAAAUCUGACACAGUUCACAGAGCACUUUAACAACAUGUCCUACUGGGUCCGAUCUAUCAUCAUGCUUCAGGAGAAGGCACAGGACCGGGAGAGGUUGCUGCUUAAAUUCAUCAAAAUUAUGAAGCACCUGAGAAAACUGAACAAUUUUAAUUCCUACCUUGCCAUCCUCUCUGCCCUGGAUUCCGCCCCCAUCCGUCGGCUGGAGUGGCAGAAGCAGACAUCAGAGGGGCUUGCUGAAUACUGCACUCUGAUGGACAGCUCGUCGUCUUUCCGGGCCUACCGUACAGCGCACUCUGAAGUUGAGCCGCCGUGUAUACCAUACUUGGGUCUAAUCUUACAAGACCUUACGUUUGUGCACCUGGGAAAUCCAGACCACAUUGAUGGGAAAGUGAACUUCUCUAAACGGUGGCAACAGUUCAAUAUCCUGGACAGCAUGAGACGUUUCCAGCAAGCUCAUUAUGAAAUUCGCCGGAAUGACGACAUCAUCUCUUUCUUCAAUGACUUCAGUGAUCACCUGCCCGAGGAGGCGUUAUGGGAACUGUCCUUGAAAAUCAAACCUCGGAAUAUCACCCGGAGGAAAACAGAAAGAUGAGAAAACAUAAGUUGGGGGAAUGACUGCCAAGUGGACAUUUGAAGAAGAGAUCUCCCUGACUGAGGGGGGAAUCAAGGGGUAGAUGGAGAUAUUCAUCGUGUUUACUAGUUGUCGCUGUCCCCUUCCAAAGAGUUGGGUUACCCCGCCCACUGUCGUCUUGUGUCUUGCGUUGUUAUUUUACGGUCUCCUGGACUGUUGCGAUCACACACCGUUCCGUGCCAUGUCUCUGUACAGACCUGUCUCCUAUUUCCCACAAAAUUGGAAAGUCGGACAUAUUGGAUUUUGUGCUGUGGUUUAGGCGACUAGUGCAGACCUUCCCCAUUCAUGAACCGAGGACUAACUGGUGUCAACAAGCUGGUAAAGACUGUAUGCUGAGCCCAGAUCCUUAAAGUUAUCGUUUAGGGUUGUUGUUUUUUUUCCCCCGUAACCCACAGGUUUGUUUUUUACUUUGGUUUUGUUUCUCCUCCACCCCCAGCAGAGGGCAGCGCACAGCUCCUGUUAAUAUCCACAUUCUGUUUCAGAGGGAGGCAGAAGUAAUGUUAUAUGUAUUAUUUAUUAUAUAUAUUUUCUUUUAUGCUGUUGCAUGAUAAGUAUACAGAGACUGAUUGUGUAAUGUAUAUAGAGGAGAAAUGACAUGCCAGAUCCAGAAUCUGUGCAAGUGACAUACCAUGGGAGCAGUGUCUCACAACAGGUCAAAUAAAUGUUUUAAACAGU
Messenger RNA from Pseudophryne corroboree (corroboree frog), 2574 nucleotides. Its product is annotated as rap guanine nucleotide exchange factor 1-like. NCBI's taxonomy places the organism in Eukaryota, Metazoa, Chordata, Amphibia, Anura, Myobatrachidae. Bases 1 to 1860 code for a protein of 619 amino acids. The record is from RefSeq and is a predicted model, not a curated record. Gene Ontology annotation, molecular function: guanyl-nucleotide exchange factor activity. Gene Ontology annotation, biological process: Ras protein signal transduction; positive regulation of GTPase activity. The transcript is spliced from 14 exons. Gene Ontology annotation, cellular component: plasma membrane.